UCUUGAUUCCGGAGUGAAAUCGGGAGGCGGAGGAGGUGGGAGUGGUGGUCCUCGGGGAGAGACGGCGGGGCAGGCGGGCGAUCGAUCGAUCGAUCGAUGUGGGUUUGGAAUUGGGUGGGACGUGGGAUCGGGAGCUUCAUCGGCAGUGCGGCGGGAGACGGUGGGGGGUGGAUCUGGAUCAGCGCAGAGGGGGUAGCCGGGCGGUGGCAUGAGGGCGUAGUCGUCGUCGGUGUGACGGCCAUGGCCGGACUCGCCCUGGCCGCCACACUCGUCAUCUCGACGCGGAGGUAAAAGAGAAGAAACAAAGCCAGAAGGCGCUUACUUUUUCGUUCCUUAGCGUACCGACAAGUAGCAGGUUAGAAAGAAAUCGAUUAUUUGAGAGGGAUAGAGAGAGGGAUGCCGUAGAUGAGCGCCCUCCGACGAACCCAUACUUCUUCGUAUUCGCCAUCUUCGUCGUCGCCUAAGUCGUCCUGGAUCCAUUUGAGAUCGCUCCUCAUUGUUGCCUCCUCACCUGUUCCUGAUCGAGGCAGCCUUAGGUCACCAUGGUCUCGAAGAAAAAGGAAGCAUCCCCUUGCUAGGCACCAGUGGAGCAAUUUCUUCACCUCUGAUGGAAAGCUUCGUGAUGGUGGGAUUAAGUUCUUAAAGAAAGCUCGUAUUGUAGGAAUUGACCCAAGCAUCAGGCCUGAAGUCUGGCCUUUCCUUCUUGGAGUCUAUGACCUGAGGAGUUCAAAGGCCGAAAGAAAUGUCGUUCGAGCACAUAGGAGGAAGGUAUAUGAAAAACUUAGAAGACGAUGUUGGCAAUUGUUAAAUCCAGGCGAUGAUAAACUAAAUGAAAUGGACAGUCCGAGAGUGUGUGAAUCUGUUUGCUCGAGUGUCAGGGAAUCCCUUUCAAUUGGACAAGAAAGCUCAUUCAGUGGCACUUUGGAUCACGUGGGCCAUGAGGAAACAGGUACACCCGGCCAUGUUAUCGUGGAAGAAAAUGAAAAUAGCGGGAUUACUUGUGCAGAUGUAGAUGCCGAUGCAGAUGAUACAGAAUCUUCUUACAGUGAAUCCUCCAGUGAUGAAGAACCUAGCAGCACUCUAAUGUCCCCUGCUUUACGACUCAGUGAAGCUGAUCCUAAACUUGCCAAGAUUGCUUCAUCAAUCGGAGAAAUCCCCAAAGAUAGCCAAAGAGCUGAGAAUUUCACAACAUGGCAACGCAUCAUGCGACUGGAUGCUGUUCGAGCCAAUGAUGAGUGGAAAAUUUAUAACCCAUCCCAGGUCAAUGUAUCCAGAGGCAAGGCUAUUAAGUUUGCUACCUGCAUUGGCUUGAAAGACUACGAGCACUUGGAGCCAUGCCGAAUUUACCAUGCUGCACGUCUAGUUGCGAUACUGGAAGCCUAUGCGCUCUACGACCCUGAAAUUGGCUAUUGCCAGGGAAUGAGCGACCUUCUAUCUCCCGUACUCGCUGUCGUAGAGGAAGAUCAUGAGGCUUUUUGGUGUUUUGUUGGAUUCAUGCGGAAAGCUAGGCAUAACUUCCGACUCGAUGAGGUAGGCAUCAGGAGACAACUAAGCAUUGUCUCUAAGAUCAUCAAGUCAAAGGAUGCUCACCUCUAUAGGCACCUGGAGAAGCUCCAAGCUGAGGAUUGCUUCUUCGUGUAUCGAAUGGUCGUUAUCAUAUUCCGCAGAGAGCUAACCUUUGAGCAGACUCUUUGCUUGUGGGAGGUUAUGUGGGCAGAUCAGGCGGCAAUUCGAGCAGGGAUUGGGAAAUCCAUAUGGGGAAGAAUCAGACUACGAGCUCCGCCCACGGAUGAUUUGUUGCUUUAUGCCAUUGCAGCAUCAGUCUUGCAGAGGAGGAAGCUGAUCAUAGAGAAGUACAGUAGUAUGGAUGAGAUUCUCAGAGAGUGCAACAGCAUGGCGGGGCAACUCGAUAUCUGGAAGCUUUUGGGCGAUGCACAUGACUUGGUGGUGAGCCUUCACGAUAAGAUCGAAUGAAUGCUACGUCAUCAUUCCUUCAUGCUGACUUGUACUAUCUACGUAGUUUUAGUCGGUUCUAUUUCUAUUCUAUCGAUUAUUAACUCCACGUCGUCUAUUGACCAUCAGAGGCUCGAAUUGAAUUGUUGCUUCACGCUUCAAAGAAGGCAGCAUGUCGUGCUUUAUACUUGAUAUAAUCAUUUAGGUUAAAAAAAUGAUUAUUCGCCUUUGCAUUGAAUGAAAGAUUUUAGCAUGCUCUUUUUCA
Messenger RNA from Zingiber officinale, 2218 nucleotides. RefSeq names its product rab GTPase-activating protein 22-like. The record is from RefSeq and is a predicted model, not a curated record. Gene Ontology annotation, molecular function: GTPase activator activity. The coding region runs from base 406 to 1974 and encodes 522 amino acids. Lineage: Eukaryota; Viridiplantae; Streptophyta; Magnoliopsida; Zingiberales; Zingiberaceae. The transcript has 5 exons. Gene Ontology annotation, biological process: activation of GTPase activity.